AUGUGUGAUCAACUUCAAAUUGACUGCAGCAAAUUGAAGUCAGUCAAGUUAGGCCUCGAUAAUUUGGUCCGAGAGAAGUCUCGAAUUUUGGAUGACAAGGACAACCAAAUCAGUCGACUAAAUGCAGACUUGAGAACAAGGCAACAUCAAGCACAAAAAGCCAAUAAUGCACCGUAUCGACCUGAAAACCGGGAUGAAAAGGAGAAGAUGAAGAAGCAAUUUUUAGAAAAGGAAGCACGCUGGACGGAGCAUACACACAAUAUGGAAGAUAGAUUUGAUGAAUUGUUGGAAAACUUUGAUAAAUUGACUAAUACUGCUAUUGAAUUCGAUUCAAGUCGAAUGAAAUUUGACCGCACUAUUGAUAACUUAAAUGGAAAAAUAAAUAAAUUAGAGGUCGAAUUACUUGAUGAAAAGGUCCAUAAGAUUGGUUAUAGUCAAGGCGAGUCCCCCACGACUGCAUCACUUCGAAAGGAAUUUAGGUUGUUAGUUGCAGAAAUGAAAAAUACACAUCAAACUCGAAUGGACAGAGAAGCACAAGAGAUACAUAGGCUCCAAUCUCAGCUUGAAGAAUUACAAAAUAAUGGUAGUAACAAAUAUGUUAGAAGCAACACAAUGGCUAUUCAAACUGAUUUAUAA
Mucor mucedo is the source of this 636-nucleotide messenger RNA. RefSeq lists its product as uncharacterized. The record is from RefSeq and is a predicted model, not a curated record. The coding region runs from base 1 to 636 and encodes 211 amino acids. The transcript has a single exon. NCBI's taxonomy places the organism in Eukaryota, Fungi, Mucoromycota, Mucoromycetes, Mucorales, Mucoraceae.